This is a messenger RNA of Cuscuta europaea, 3846 nucleotides long. Lineage: Eukaryota; Viridiplantae; Streptophyta; Magnoliopsida; Solanales; Convolvulaceae. The record is from the annotation of a GenBank genome assembly.
CAGCACUCCAUUAACGCUUGACCUCCACACCCAAAAUAGCUUUUUCCAGUUGCCACUUUAAUAAUCAGAGAAUGAAUGGUUGAGAUGACCAAUUGGGUAGUCAACCAAGUCUUCUUCCCUUGCACAGUUGCACUUAUCUGCAAGUAUUCUCCCUCAGUAAUCACCAAGUCGUCUGCCUUUAGGGGCGAAAAAUAGAAAGAAAAAAGGGAAACAUAUCCAAGAUUUCUACCAUUCUUGAUUUCUAAGGUAUCUCUAGUCUGUAGUGCUCCUGUUCAAGAUGUUCUCAUUUUUUUCCUGUCACUGUGCCAUAUCGUUGUUUUAUCAACAUUCAUGUAAGACCAACCUUUUCUCCCAGCUUUUUCAUGUGCACUACUGAUCUUUCAACUCAUGUAGCAAUCAAAUUAUUAUUGAAACGAAUAAAGUCAAGACCUUUCUCUUUCUUAUCUUCUCUGCUCCUCACUUUCCGAUUUUUUUUCUCCACUGUAAUAAGCUAUGCUUUCCCAAUAUUCAAUAAUAACUUUCCCAAUAUUCAAUAAUAAAAUAAAGUAUGGUUAGACAAUUUCCCCUUUUCCUAUAUAUGGAGACAUCAGAUUGGUUUGCAUAUGUUAAGAUAGUCUCAUAUUUUGAAAGAUGGAGUAUAUAUAGAUGAAUGUAUAAGGGCCUAAGUAAAAUAUGCCACAUCAAUUUGAUUUAAUAUUUUAGUAUGGUUUGGUCAGUCUAUUAAGAGCUCUAUCCAAUUUUAGCUUUUAUGAGCAUAAAUACAACUUCAUUAAAUUUCCAUCAAGUUAUGCACAUAGGUUUCACCUGCCUAGAUGUUUGUUUCAGUUUUUUGGGUUGUAUCCAAUCAGUGAAAUAGAAAAAAGUGAUAACCUUUUUAUCAAAUAAUGGCUCAUUGUAUUCAAGCACUUUAGUGGCUUAAACCCUUUCUAAGAUUUGCAAUUAGGGUACUUCAGAACAGGGCUCUCUUGUGCAUAAGUAAAAACACACAUAGAAUGAAGAGAUUCGUCUUUUUUUUGUUAUGAUUUUUUCAUUCUUGAGAUAAUUUUGGCUUUUUAAGAUUUUGUUCCAGAUUAGAUUCAGGAUUCUGAGACUUGGUGGCUUGGGAGAAGAAAUUCUGGAAAAUUGUUGUUUCUUUUCUUUUAUUGGAGAUGGAAUCUUCCUCUUCUUCGGGUGGAUCAUUAAAGAGAGGGAAGGCAGCGGGUAAUGGCUCACAGGUUGCUAAUUGUUUGGUGGAUGGGUGUAAUGAAGACCUGAGUAAGUGCCGUGAUUAUCAUCGUAGACAUAAGGUGUGUGAGAUCCAUUCUAAGACGGCUAAGGUCACCGUUGGUGGUCAAGAGCUUCGGUUCUGCCAACAGUGUAGCAGGUUUCAUCCGUUGUCUGAAUUUGAUGAGGGAAAGCGAAGCUGUAGAAAACGGCUUGAUGGUCAUAACAAAAGAAGAAGGAAGCCUCAACCAGACACUUUCAACAACAGUACUUCAACAAUGCUUUACUCCUCUAGUUCACAAGUAGCAGGUUCAAAGCAACUUCUCCAUUUUGGUGGUUCUCAAAGAUAUCCAAAUGUGGAUGUGCACGAGGAGAUGCUAUACAGCAACCCAUCACACAUCAAUCAUAUUGACAGCCGAAACAUGUUGCGGGACCCUUCAUCGCAUGACUACAAAGAACCGAACCGGUUUCCUUUCUUGCAAGGUGGGGACCACGCUCUCCCCGAAGCUACAGUUUCCCAAAGGGUAUUCCCGGGCGGGUUCGACCAAACCAAUGGCAGUUGUGAUGGUGCUCUCUCUCUUCUGUCAUCAGUGCCAGGUGUCACGAGAGAGAUUGGUUUUAGCCACGAAGCGCAGCAGCCAGGUUCUAGCCAACCGCUUGCUCACGGCCUGCACUUCGAUGGUUAUAGCCAAUUCUCUUUUCCUCAAGAAACUGAAACCAAACAUGGUCUCCACUUACCUGAAAUGUUUGAGAAUACGCCUGAUGGAUCCUCCUCCAGUGGUUCUCAUCAAACACUCACAUUCAGGUGGGAGUGAAAACCAUGGCUUUCACAUAUGUUGGGGUGGUAGAUUUACCAAGUGAUAUAUUUUCUUACUCUCUACUAUUUUCUUUUUAUGUGGAGUUGAUAUGAGACUCUUUUUCUGGGUACCUUCCUGGCUUGAUUAUUACUCUUAUCUGUCUAGAAAAAAAAUCAUGCUACAAACUAAUGACAAAGACUUAUGGGCAAUCAGUUAGGUUUGAUGAAGACCACUUGAUCAAUUGUUAUGAUGUGUGACUGUGUAUUCACUCCCAAUACCACCAGUGUUAAAAAUUAUUUAGAUCAUUAGUAUAAAUAUUAUACGAACCAUUAAGGGCCUAUUUGAUGAGACUUGUUUUGAUUACAUGAUUAAGAGUGUUUAGUCACAUUAUAAUUGGUUGAACCAGCUGAAGUGAUUGAAUCUAUUGAAUUAUUAAAAAUCAUAUUUCAAAUACAUUUUAUAAAUAAAAUAAAGAAAAUAUUAUAUGAAAAAUAGUUAAAAUAGUUCUCUACCGUAACUUCAGUCAAUUUAUCCAGAAAAGAAAUUGUAGCCUUAUUUAUUUUUAUUAUUGCACAAUUCAAUCAAUUUUUAUAUAUACAGUGCGAGUAUAUUUCUUUUAAAUUCAAUUAAUUAGGUCUAAUGUUAAACUUUUAGUGACAUUUUGAAAAUUUUAGAACACAAGUAAAAAUCCUAAAUUGAGUCAAGUUUAAAAAUAAUAUGCAUAAUUUUAAGUAGGAUUUUAACUGCACAGAGACAAUCAUAUGAAUUUGUAUUUUUGUAAUUUAAAGGAAUAAAAAUGCGUAAAAGCUAAAACAAUAACUUUUAUUGUUUCACCAACAAUCACAGUGCGAGGAUUUUUACUACUUAAAAUUCUUAAUUGAGUCAAGUUUAAAUUCAAUUAAUUAGGUCUAAUGUUAAACUUUUAGUGACAAUUGUGUAUCGAUGAUAACAUUAGCGAGUUUGUAUAUUGUACAACUAGUUAUACAGUGAGUAUCGUACAACUGGUGACAUUUUCGUAAUUUUAGUUACAAUUGUUGCUUUCGUUGAAUUGGCAUUAAUAUACUUCUACUGAGUAUUCAAAGGCUAAUAAUGAGCAUCGUGAUAUCGACUUCAUGUCUUAUAAGUCACUUUCUUUUUCUUAUUUUUUAAGAUAUCUACAAUAAACCCAUAUGAAUCCAAUAUGUGAAUUUAAUGUAAUACUAGUAUUAUACUUUUCAAAUAUGUAUGAAUAUGACAUAUUAAAAUGAGUAUUACACCAAUUACAAAUGAGCAUACGUAAAUCACAAAAUGAGCACUGAAAAAUUCAAAAAUCAUUUAAAUUCUCUACUAUGCUCAUCUUUUCAUUUGUGUAUGCUCAUAUUAGUAAAACAUCGUAUAUAUCUUAUGUUCCUGGCAACCUAUGGCAAACAUGCGACCCAACUCACCAAAUUUGCUUAAGAAAAAGUGGAAAAAGGAGCCCAAUCCAGUGUUGAUAUCCCUAUCGUCGCCGUCGGUCGCAAAAUCAAUCCAUAGCCUCCGUUGAGAGCUCCAUCGUCGAGUUCUGAUCUUGUGGUUGGCGAGUCUCAACUGAAGAGAUCCGAUUGACAAGUGAAGAUACGAGUCACUCGAGCUGGAGAAGAGGAGAUACGAGUGGCGAGCGAGUGUAAUAUCAAAUAUGAUUUAUAAUUUAAUAUACGUAAUAUGUACAAUUUAUUAUAAAAUGUAGCUAUUAUUGUCAAAAUAGACAUUAUUGUAGGACAUGAAGUGUAUAGUUCAGUCAGAAGGAGCAAAGGAAUCAAACAGAUGUAACAUAUCUUGAUCUUUGGCCUAAAGGACCAGAGUUGACAAAACGGUUGUGCAAAGGGAC